This is a messenger RNA of Musa acuminata subsp. malaccensis (wild Malaysian banana), 1260 nucleotides long. RefSeq names its product UDP-glucuronic acid decarboxylase 5. Gene Ontology annotation, cellular component: cytoplasm. Gene Ontology annotation, biological process: D-xylose metabolic process. NCBI's taxonomy places the organism in Eukaryota, Viridiplantae, Streptophyta, Magnoliopsida, Zingiberales, Musaceae. Gene Ontology annotation, molecular function: NAD+ binding; UDP-glucuronate decarboxylase activity. The record is from RefSeq and is a predicted model, not a curated record.
GUAGGGCUUCCGUGCGCCCUUUUUUGCUUUUAAAUCGCUAGUGUCGUUUCUUUUCCUCCGAAUUCCGUGCAUUGAUUGCAUCACCCGUGGUUUGAUCAGUUGUUUGAGGCGAGGUCCGAGCAAUGGCAAAGGAGCUCGCCAAUGGCGAUCAGCACACCAUCACGAGGCCACCUCCCAUUCCUUCACCGCUCCGGUUUUCCAAAUUUUUUCAGUCCAAUUUGAGAAUUUUGGUUACUGGAGGGGCUGGUUUCAUUGGAUCUCAUCUUGUUGACAAGUUGAUGGAAAACGAGAAGAAUGAGGUUAUUGUUGUGGAUAACUAUUUCACUGGAUCGAAAGACAACCUUAAGAAGUGGUUUGGGCAUCCAAGAUUUGAGCUUAUUAGACAUGAUGUUACCGAGACAUUGUUGGUGGAAGUCGAUCAGAUUUACCAUCUUGCUUGCCCUGCUUCUCCAAUUUUCUACAAGUACAAUCCUGUUAAGACAAUAAAAACAAAUGUCAUUGGCACCUUAAACAUGUUGGGGCUUGCAAAGAGGGUCGGGGCAAGGAUCUUACUGACUUCAACCUCAGAGGUUUAUGGUGAUCCUCUCGAGCAUCCUCAGAAGGAAGAGUACUGGGGCAAUGUUAACCCAAUAGGAGUAAGGAGUUGUUACGAUGAAGGAAAGCGUGUCGCAGAGACGUUGAUGUUUGAUUAUCACAGGCAGCACGGCCUAGAAAUACGAAUUGCAAGAAUUUUCAAUACAUACGGACCACGCAUGAAUAUUGAUGAUGGCCGUGUAGUCAGUAACUUCAUCGCUCAGGCAAUUCGAGGUGAGCCACUAACAGUUCAAGCACCGGGAACACAAACUCGAAGCUUCUGUUAUGUUUCUGACAUGGUUGAUGGUCUUAUUCGACUAAUGGAAGGAGACAACACCGGGCCUAUCAACAUUGGGAAUCCAGGUGAAUUUACGAUGAUGGAACUUGCUGAAACCGUAAAAGAGUUGAUCAACCCAGCAGUGCCUCUAAAGAAUGUGGAGAAUACGCCCGAUGAUCCGCGCCAGAGGAAGCCAGACAUCACAAAGGCAAAGGAACUGCUUGGUUGGGAGCCAAAGAUUACUCUACGUGAAGGCUUACCUUUCAUGGAGGAAGACUUCCGGCAGCGGUUGGGUGUGCCGAAGCAGCACAUCGAUUAGUUAUUUGCAUAUUUAUCCGAAUAAGCCAUUUUGUAAUGCCUAUGAAUAAUGCAACAACUUAUAUAUAUGUCCUAUAAAUAUUUUGGACUCA